AGGUGUUGUUGUCCCUUGAGUCAGCUGUUGCCUGGUUGACGGCCCGAUUGAGACUUAUUACACAGGGAAGGAGACUUUUCCGAGGCGAAUAGACGACACCAGUGCACGGAAAUAAUACGAAGAUAAUAAUUAAGCCCCAAAGAAGCCCUGAGACUCAGCCCAGGACGUGUGGAGCAGAAUGGAGAGCCAGCCUUGAGAGGGGAAGGAAGGAAGGAGAAGGAUCAGGGAGGGACAUGUUAGGUCACUCCCUGGUGCCCUGAGCUGCUUGACCCCGCCCCAGCCAGCCAGUCACACCACAGACACACACAGAGCAGCCAGCAAGAUGAGGCUACGGUACUCGUCCAUGGUGUUCGGCGUGGCGCUAUGCCUGGCCACGCUGGUGCUGCUUUACCAAGUGCUGAGUCUGCCGGGCGAUAUCUCACCGCCUGGCGAACAGAAGGAGAUCCUGUCCCUGGAGUCUCGUCUGCGGCGCUUGGAGAACAACAUCCAGGCCAACCAACACACCAUCUCGGAGAUCAAGUCCCUGGUGCGGCAGCUGUCCAAGACCAGCGCCAGGGCCAGCUCCAUCCUGGGCACUCAGAUCGGGGCGCACCCUAACAAGUUUGUGAGGAACGGCAUAGGGUCUGUGGGGGUGGAGGGGGGUGCCGCGGGGGGGAGUGCCAUAGCUGUGCCGGGCAUGAAAAACCUGAGCCAUGCCUCCGUGAUGCCCGACGACUGUGUGUUCGCCACCAUGACAACGCCGCCCGUGGAUAUGUCGAUGGACCGCGUGUACGAGCAGCUCAAAUUUGACAACCCUGACGGCGGCGCGUGGAAGCAGGGGUGGGACAUCAAGUUCUCCGCCGAGCAGUGGACGCCGGAGAACAAGCUGAGGGUCUUCGUCGUCCCUCACUCGCACAAUGACCCGGGGUGGAUCAAGACCCUGGACCAGUACUACCACGACCAGACCCGCCACAUCCUGGACCUGAUGGUGGAGAAGCUGCCAGUGGAUGAGAGGCGGAAGUUCAUCUGGGCGGAGAUAUCCUACCUCUCCAUGUGGUGGGACCAGCAGACGGAGACCACCAGGAAUGCUGUCAGGAGGUUGCUGGAGCGCGGUCAGCUGGAGGUGGUCACGGGUGGCUGGGUGAUGAGCGAUGAGGCCAACACCCACUACUUCGCCCUCCUGGAGCAGAUGCUGGAGGGACAUGAGUGGAUGAAGCUCAACCUCGGAGUGAAGCCAAACAACGGUUGGGCCAUAGAUCCGUUCGGCCUGACCCCCACCGUCGCCUACCUACACAAGCGUAUGGGCCUGGAGAACAUGGUGAUUCAGCGCGCCCACUACUCCAUCAAGAAGCAUCUGGCGCAGGAACGCAGUUUGGAGUUCAGGUGGCGGCAGGCGUGGGACCCCGGCACCACCACAGAGAUCCUGACGCACCUCAUGCCAUUCUACAGCUACGACAUCCCUCACACCUGCGGCCCCGACCCCAAGGUGUGCUGCCAGUUUGACUUCCGCCGCCUCCCUGGCACGGGCAUCACCUGUCCCUGGCGCGUGCCCCCCCAGCCCAUCACAGACCAUAACGUGCACUCCAGGGCGCUGCUGCUGCUUGACCAGUACCGGCGCAAGGCUCAGCUGUUCCGCACCAACACUCUGCUGGUGCCUCUGGGGGAUGACUUCCGGUACACCCGCGCCGAUGAGUGGGACCAGCAGUACACCAACUAUCAGCGUCUCUUUGACCACCUCAACGCACAGACAGACCUGCAUGUGGAGCUCCAGUUUGGCACCCUGGCCGACUACUUCCGGGCCCUGCAUGAGGCGGAGGGCGGCAGCGAGGGGCCGGAGGAGAAGGCUGGCCUCCCCUCGCUCUCUGGUGACUUCUUUACCUAUGCAGACCGCGACGACCACUACUGGAGCGGCUACUACACCUCCAGGCCCUUCUACAAGAGCCUGAACCGCCUGCUGGAGGGAUAUCUCAGAGGUGCGGAGGUGCUGUUCUCCCUGGCUCUGGCCUCUCAGAGCGCCCUGGGCAGCCCCCCACCCCAGGGCAUGGCCGAGGCACUGAUGGCCCGCCUGGUGGUCGCGCGGCGCAACCUGGCACUCUUCCAGCACCACGACGGCAUCACUGGCACCGCCAAGGACCACGUGGUGACGGACUACGCCCUCAGACUGGUGAAGAGCGUGGAUGACUGUCAGCACAUCAUACAACAGUCAGCUCACUACCUGCUAUCCAUGGAUCAGCGCUCCUACCAGCCCCGCCCGGACACCGUUUUCUACGAGCUCGGUGAGAAGUUCACGGAGCACACCCGCCCCCCCUCACGCAUGGUGCUGGGGCUGCAGGAGGGGGUGACUGUGGUGGCUGUGGUGUACAACCCAGACCCUCACAGACGCACACAGCUGCUCACCAUACGCACAUCAACGCCUUAUGUGGAGAUCGUCGGGCCCCAGGACAAGCCUACGCUGUGCCAGGUUGACCCGGUGUUCCUGCGGUGGGGUGAGGUCGCCAACACCCUCUACGAUGUGACCUUCCUUGCUGACCUCCCCGGGCUGUCCCUCACCUCCUACAGUGUGCGCGCCGUGGGGCCGGACAAGAUCAGGAAGGAGCUGGUGGUCCACGCCCGGGUCAUGGCUCGGGGUCCCUCCACUGCAUCCUUCCCCCCGGUGUUCCCCGUGGAGGAGGCCAAGCCCGGCGACCCCAUUGUGGUGGAGGGCGCACAUCUCUCCACAACCUUUGACCCUGACGGCCUCCUGCAGUCCAUGUCCUCUCAGGGCCGGCAGAUGAAGGUCAAGCUGGAGUUUGUCAAGUAUGGGGUCAGGAAGCACCAGGAGACCAGCGGCGCGUACCUCUUCCUGCCCGACAAGGAGGCUGAGGUGGUGGCUGGUGGUGGUGGUGGUGUGGUGGUGGUGAGGGGGCCGCUCCGCACCUCCGUCACCUCCCAACACAAGCAUGUCCUCCACUCUGUCCAUCUUGCCAGCUCUCCGGGUGUUGACGGCUGGGGUCUGGAUAUCCACAACACCGUCGACAUCUCCCCCGAACGCAACUUUGAGCUGGCCAUGCGCGUGUCCUCGGACCUGGACAGCGGCAACACCUUCUUCACCGACCUCAAUGGCUUCCAGAUCACCAAGCGCUUGCGUUACGACAAGCUGCCGCUGCAAGGGAACUACUACCCUAUACCCUCCCAGGCCUUCAUACAGGACACGCACACCCGCCUCACCAUCCUGGCCGCGCAGCCCGUCGGGGGAGCCUCACUCAAGCCUGGACAGAUGGAGGUGAUGAUGGACCGUCGUCUGAACCAGGAUGACAACCGUGGCCUGGGUCAGGGUGUGCUGGACAAUGUUGCCACACCCAACAUGUUCAGGCUGCUGCUGGAGCCGAGACUCUUCCCCAAGGAGUCUGGCACAGGGAUGAAGAGUGACGCUGCCUUCCCGUCCCUGCUGGCACACGCAUCGCUGCACAGCCUGCUAUACCCCGUCAAUCUGCUGCUGCCCACUGAUAAGACCGGAGCCAUGCAGCCGCGUUGGAGUGUCACCGGGGAGCUCCCGUGUGACGUCCACCUUGUCACCCUGCGCACCAUGCUGGAGGCCGGCACCCCCGCCCCCGCCCCCCACCAGCCCCCCAUCGCCUUCUCCCCCAGCCCCCUCAACGCCCUCCUCCUGCACCGCAUUGGGUUUGACUGUGGGUUCAAGUCGCCGGGAGUCUCAUGUUCGACCAAUGGGGGCAAGGUGCGGCUAUCUGACCUGUUCCCGACCUUGUUUGGCGAGCGUGUGCACCAGAUGUCCCUGUCCAUGCUGUACGAGGGUGUGGACAUGACCAAGGCCUACACACUCUCCCUGCAGCCCAUGGAGGUGUACGCGCUCAGGUUAUCACGCACCAGCUAGCUCCUGUUGACCUCAUUUUGACCUUUUCGCGACCUGUUCGUUUCCUUUUCCGAUCAUCAGCUGGUUUUUGGUUUUUUGUCUCCCUCCUUCCUUCCUUCUGUGUCUUUUUCCUUCCUUUCUUCAUCUCUUCCUCCUCCUCCUUCUUCUUCUUUGUUUCUAUCUGUCUCCUCUUCUUUUUCUGUCUCUCUUCCUCCUCUUCCUUUAUUUCUCCUCUAUCUCCUCUUUCCUUAUCUUUUCCCUUCCUUCCUUUCCUCUCAUCUUUUCCUCCUUCUUCUUCAUUGCUUCUCUCCAUCUCCUCUUCUUCUGUUUCUCUUUCCUUAUUUUUUCCUUCCUUCCUUCCUUCCUUCCUUCCUUCCUUCCCUCCCUUCUCUUUCCUUCAUCUCUCUCUUCUUCCUUUCCUUUUCCUUCCCUCCCUUCCUCCUUCCUUUCCUCCUCAUCAUCUCAUUCUUCAUUGCUCCUCUCUUCCUCCUCCUCCUCCUCCUCCCCCUGUUGUUGUAUAUAUAUAUAUCGCCUAAGGUUGUUAUGUAUGUGUGUGUGUGUGUGUGUGUGUGUGUGCCAAGAAUGACAUCACUUUCCUAUACCACUAUUCCAACAAGUGUUUUUAAGGUGUGUUAUUACUAUUAUUAUUAUUAUUAUUAUUAUUAUUAUUAUUAUUAUUAUUAUUAUUAUUAUUAUUAUUAUUGUUGUUGUUCUUUGUAUGGGAGGUUAUGUAUGAAAGAGAGAAAGGGAAGGGAAGGAAGGAGGGAGGGAGGAGGAGGAGACAGAUAUGAAGAGGAAGGAAGGAAGGAGAGAAAGGAGGAGGAGAGAGAGAGAGAGGGGAGGUGAAAACAGAAGGUACAGAAAAGACACAGAAGAAGGAAGAAAAAAAGAAAGAAAGAAAGAAAGAAUGUCGUCCAUGCUACAAAAAGGAAAGAAAUUAAAGAUAGAAAGAAAGAAAGAAAAAGAAAGAAAGUCGUCCAUGCUACAAAAAGGAAAGAAAUUAAAGAUACAGAAGAAAGAAAGAAAGAAAAAAGAAAGAAAGAAAGUCGUCCAUGCUUAGAAAACUAAAGAUUAAGCUCGGGUCACACUCCGAAGCUGCACACGGCCUCAGUGCUCAAAUCCAUCACAAUGGGACCCCUGAGCCUGUGAAAGACAUAGUGUAAAUAACAUCCAGAAAAUAGAAAAAUAUCCUGCCGUUGAGUGGAUAGAGUGAGACGGAAGGUUGUACAGUAUUAGCUAAAAGUGUCGGAGGCCUCGCUGGUAAUGGUGGAGUGAACUGGUACAUGAAUUUAACCCGGCAGCAGCGGGGAUCAUGUUUCUUAAAAGCCCCUCUAAGCGAGAAAAAUGAGAAGAAAUCAUCACUCACGCAAACCAUUUCAUAGUAUAUAUCAACACAUUUGUGAUCAGUUUAUGCAUCAUCUAUUUUGGGGGGUUUAUAUCACGGCAAAAAUUUGGCCUGUCAUUGCUACACGGUAAAGCCACAAAUUUGGCCUGUCACUGCUACACGGUAAAGCCACAAAUUUGGCCCGUCACUGCUACACGGUAAGAGAGAAGGGAGUGUCCAAGGAGAUAUAUAAUGAGAUGAAAGGUUGUUUAGUAGUGGUAAGAGGCACUAGGCAGUUCCGGUGAUGGAUGGGAAGGCUUAGUGAAGUGGUAUGGUAGGAGAGGAGAUGUGAAGUUUCCAGUUGAGAUUUUGAGCUAAGGAUAGACCGAGGAUAUUUAGUGUUGAAGAAGUGGAGAAAUUGGGUUUGAGAGAGAAGGGAAUGUCCAGCAAGAGAUAGAAUGAGAUAGAAAACAGCAUAGUAGUGGGUAAAGAAUGUUGGAGAAUGAUGGUGCUGGUUGGGAAGGCUCACUGGCAAGGAAGUAGGGUGGAUUAGAUGGGGUAUUUGGCUGUACCCAUUUCAGUGAAGGUCCCUUAAGCUAUGGAGCAGGUGCACAGUGUUAGGCCUGUAUGGAGACAAGAAGGAAACAGAAAGAAGAGUUGUAAAUCCGGCAAAAGUGUUCAAGACGCAGUGCUGGAAAAAAGGGUCACCAGUGCUUGAGUAAGUGCAUGGAAAAGCAGUGAAAAUGAGUGAUUCAAGCUACAAAAACUGAAAAUUACAGUGUGAUAGUGUAUUGCAGUGAGGAAACUUAAGUAAUACAGCACCAUUGAUAAGCAAAGUGUGUGAGUAAACUAUAGAGAGGACCGAAAGGAGGAGGACCUAAGAAGCAAUACAAAGCCUUACAGGUCAAAAGAAGAAGGGCGGACCAAGAGGAGGAGGAGGACCUAAGAAGCAAUACAAAGCCUUACAGGUCAAAAGAAGAAGGGAGGACUGAGAGGAGGAGGAGGAGGAGGACCUAAGAAGCAAUACAAAGCCUUACAGCUCGAAAGAAGAAGAAUAUUAAGAUGUCCAUUGGCAUUGUGUGAGUCUUGUGUUGGCAGAUACUGGAGCGGAGUGUAGGAGUGUUGUGGUGACAGGCAGCGGAGGGGAGGUGCAGGCAGGGACAGGCCGGGCGCUCACAUAGCCUUACCCUGACCAACCUCCCCUCAGUGUUGUCGCCGUGACCCGUGGCAAUAAUUGUGGUUCCUAAUAGUCUUGAUGAUAAGUUGUACCAUCACUGCAGGUUGCUAUAUUCCACUGUUAUGCCGUAGCUGUGGGAAAUGAGACUUGGCCCUCUCACGCACCAAGAGUUCAAUUUAAAGUUUCCUCUGUGACACGCUUGGGGCCCCUAAUAGUCUUGAUGAUAAGUUGUACCAUCACUACAGGUUGCUAUAUUCCACUGUUAUGCCUUAGCAGUGGGAAAUGAGACUUAAGUAACCUGGUGGUCACAUUAUUUAUUCAGUCUGACCUUGUAUAACCUAACACAGUGGGUCCAUAACAUGUUUUGGUCUGCUGAAAGGCUGUUAUUAAAAGCAUAAGUUCGUAUUUAAUUUUUUCCAGAAGUACGAUUUUUUUUUCCUAUCAGUAAGUUCACAUAUUUAUUUUUUUUCAUUUUAUUAUACUUUAUUAUAUUUUUACACUGAAAGGCUGUUAUUAAAAGCAUAAGUUCAUAUUUAAUCUUUUACAGAACUACAAUAAUUUUAUCCCUAUCAGUAAGUUUAGAUACAUUCAUUUUUUCAUGUCUUCUAUUUUCUCAUUUCAUUUUAUUUCAUUAUAUUUUUGCUCUGAAAUGUUAUGUUAUGUUAUUCAAAGCAUUAAUGUAUAUGUGAUCUUUCAUGGUAGUGUUCAUUAUCUAUUUUCCUAUCAGUAAGUUCACAUGCAUUUAAUUUUGUCUUAUUUUAUUAUUAUUUUUAUUAUUAACUUCAUGCUAUCAGUUUCUCAUGCCAGGCCCACUGUAUGAGUUGAUAUGAAAUGUUAUAAAAAGAGGGCUAUUUUUUGUUUUCCUUUCAGUAAGUCAUUCAUUUAUUAUUCAUUUCUUUAUUUAAUUAUUUUUGCUAUGCCAGUCAGUAUUUUGAAUCCUUAACCCGGUAGCAGCAGGGAUCAUGUUUCUUAAUGGUCCCCCCAAGCGAAAAAAAUGAGAAAAAAUCACCCCUCACACAAACCAUUUCAUAAUAUAUAUCCAAGCAUUUGUGGUCAGAUUAUGCAUCAUCUAUUUUGGGGGGUUUAAAUCAUGGCACAAAUUUGGCCCGUCACUGCUACACGGUAAAGCCACAAAUUUGACCCGUCGCUGCUACAUGGUAAAGCCACAAAUUUGGCCCGUCGCUGCUACACGGUAAAGCCACAAAUUUGGCCCGUCGCUACUACACGGUAAAGCCACAAAUUUGGCCCAUCGCUGCUACACGGUAAAGCCACAAAUUUGGCCCGUCGCUGCUACCGGGUUAACAGGACUCCAAUAUUUGUUUUCUUAUCAGUAACUUCAGAUGCAUUUGUAUGUUAAUUUCUUUCUUUAUUUAUUUUUUGCUAUGCCAGUAUUUCAAAUCUUUUACAGAGUUCCAACCUUUGUUUUCCUAUCAGUAACUUCAGAUGCAUUUCUCUGUUAAUUUUUCUUCAUUUAUUUUUGUUCUGCCAGUAUUUUGAAUCCUCUGCAGAGUUCCAACUUUUGUUUUCCUAUCAGUAACUUCAGAUGCAUUUCCAUAUUAAUUUCUCUAUUUAUUUUUGUUCUGCCAGUAUUUUGAAUCUUUUACAGAGCUCCAAUAUUGGUUUUCCUAUCAGUAACUUCAGAUGCAUUUCCAUAUUAAUUUCUCUAUUUAUUUUUGUUCUGCCAGUAUUUUGAAUCUUUUACAGAGCUCCAGUACUGGUUUUCCUAUCAGCAACUUCAGAUGCUUUUCUAUAUGCAUUUCUUUCUUUAUCUAUUAUAUCUGAUGCAUUUCUUUAUUAAUUUCUUUCUUUAUUCAUGCCAGUAUUUCAUUAUGCAAGGCCCGCAUUAUACCAUAUAAUUUAUUCCAUUCCAAUCCUUUACCACACCAAAACGGAGCGACUUAGUGAUGAUGGUGUUGGUACCGAAUGUUAUGUUAACCCUCAGACGGUAGUGGAACUAUAUAGAGAUGGUCCAAAAUUAAGUCAAUCAGUUUUGUAUGGCAGAAAUAUAACAACACAUCCAGGCUGUUGCGUUAAAAUGUAUAUACAGUCGUCCCUCAAAUAGUAUGAUUUCCAAUAGUUGGGUUUCGGUUUUAUACGGAUUGUCAUGGAAGAUCUUUAGGAUUUGUAAAUUUCCUGCUUGGGAAAUUUAAAAAUCCUAAAAAACCUUCUUAGAAAAUCCACAUAAAACCAAAACCAAACUAUUGGAAACCGUACUAUUUGAGGGACUGUAUAGACGAUAGUUAAAACAUCCAUUGUGCAGUGUAGCUAUAUUUAUGCUACGGUCCUAAGGUCGGCAGUGACUAUAUUUAGACCAUUCAUUUUUGGGGGGAGCCACUCUUCAAAUACUGCUGCCGUUUAAGGGUUAACAUGUACCUCUUAAGUUUUCCUUUGUUCAUGAUUAUAUUUAUUUGUAACUUCUCUGAGCCACAUACGGAACAUUGUUGGCACUGAUGAGAUCACUUACUUUCACAUUCAUGCUUGCUGGUGUGUGUGUGAGAGAGAGAGAGAGAGAGAGAGAGAGAGAGAGAGAGAGAGAAAUAAUAAAAGAAAGAAAGAAGAAAAAGAAAGAAAGGCACACAAAAAAGAGAAAGAGAGAGAGUAUUCAGUUUGGGUAAAAAGUCCCUGAGUACAUAUCACAAAAUACAGCAUACAGAAGCACAGCACCACAGACAGCACAGCACAGCACUCAGCACUCACCUACCUAAUCCCAGCACUGCAUGAAAACAAACUUCCUUCAUUCCCAAACAGUACAGCAGUAAGAGAAAGAAGGUUUAGGUCAAUUCAUGGAUAGGGAGGAUAGGUUGAAGUUGACAGGCCUCUUGCAGACUCCUUAUUUUCCUAUGUGUUCUUAUGUAUGUUAAUGUGUGUGUGGCUAAUCCAGUGUCUCACAGUAAUAUAUAUACACGCACCAUAUUUUGUACAUGUAGCCUGAGUGCGUGUGAAUAUGUGUGAGUUUCACCUCCGUUAUGUUGCAGAGGAGAAUGAUGGAAGAGUGGAGUACAGGCCUGGCAUGUGUGGAGUGCCAGUUAGCUAGACACCUUCAAGAGAGGAAAGUUUAGAUUAAUUCAUGUACAGGGAAGGAGGACAGCUUGUAUUAAGUUAACAGGCCUCAUACAGACUCCUUAUUUUCCUAUGUGUUCUUAUGUAUGUUAAUGUGUGUGGCUAAUCCAGUAUCUUACAGUAAUAUAUGUCUGCACUGUAUCUUCUACAUGUAACCUGAGUGUGUGUGUGUGUGUGUGUGUGUGUGUGUGUGUGUGUGUGUUGUCUGCCCAUGCCUGCUGUACCUGACCUGGCAUGUGGUGUGACCUUCCUUACCCCCAGGCUCCAGUGUGCCCUGUCCCCCCGCCAGGCUGAGUGGUGGCUGCAGGGGCUUGGAAAUCAUUCUAAAUACAUUCCUUUUGUGCCGUGACUGCCGUGCCUCACUAAUUAUCAUGGUUAUUAUUUUCUCUUUCCUCUUUUCUUCUUCUUUCUCUCUUCUCUAUCUACAGUGUUAUUAUCCUCUCUCUUUCCCUCUCCAUCUCUCUCUCUCUCUCCCUCUCUCUCACACCCUUACUAAAUUAUCAUGGUUAUUUUCUUUUUCCUCUUCUCUCUCCUUCUUUCUCUCUUCCCAUCUGUUCUCUCUCCUCUCUCUUUUCUCUGUGUGAAGGUCCUCCAUUUUAUGAUUUUCUGUCUUAUGUUCCUACGAGGCUGUGUGUGUGAUUCAUUGUGUGCUGUGUAGUGCUGAGGGCGUUCUUUCAUGCUGUGCCGAGGUGCUGAUCAACCACAAGCGCAGCGUUAAGCCUACAUCAUGACAGUGCUGUGUUGAGUGGGACUGAGUUGUGUUGCAUUGUGCUGAGUGUGGCUGUGUUAAGCCUACAUGACAGUGCUGUGUUGAGCCUAUGAACUAAUGGACUAUAGCAAGAGUUUUUACACUGUGCACAUUAUGACGCCCAAACAGUCACCAUAUCAAGUUUGUCCCCAUGCAAGACAGUCCCGUGUGAGUCGUGUAUGCAUCUCGUCACAAAGAGAGAGAAGGGCGAGAGUGUUUGUCGUUGAUGCUGUCGGACGUGCGAGAGAGGUGACCUGAUGACGGCUCUUGGCAAUAAAGUUCCCGGUUCCCA
Messenger RNA from Eriocheir sinensis (Chinese mitten crab), 10430 nucleotides. RefSeq names its product alpha-mannosidase 2x-like. The record is from RefSeq and is a predicted model, not a curated record. The transcript has 23 exons. Gene Ontology annotation, biological process: protein deglycosylation; N-glycan processing; mannose metabolic process. The coding region runs from base 323 to 3850 and encodes 1175 amino acids. Gene Ontology annotation, molecular function: alpha-mannosidase activity; carbohydrate binding. Gene Ontology annotation, cellular component: Golgi membrane. NCBI's taxonomy places the organism in Eukaryota, Metazoa, Arthropoda, Malacostraca, Decapoda, Varunidae.